Messenger RNA from Castor canadensis (American beaver), 1275 nucleotides. The record is from RefSeq and is a predicted model, not a curated record. NCBI's taxonomy places the organism in Eukaryota, Metazoa, Chordata, Mammalia, Rodentia, Castoridae.
CCAUGCAUUCUUCCUCUAACCCCCAUCUCAUCACUCUCCCCAGCACCGGGUGUCCCCACAAACCCUUCCUGCCCUGCAAGAGAUCCCCAGUUGUCUGCACAGAUUCCCCACCCCGGCACCAGUGCCUCGGAGUGAGCGUUCAGUGUGAGCCUGGAACCUUUCCGGAGCAACUGUCCUCUUCUAAGGCCUGCAGGCAAGGGGCAGGUGGCCUGGCCACAGCUCUGACUCUGCUUGCUGGCUCUGCAUCCUGGCAAUUCCCACGGCAGGAUUAAAGGCUCUCACCCUCCAGAGUGGCUUUGGGCUCUGUCUUAGCUCUUUCCUUUCAUCCUUUGCCAGACUAAGACCCAUAACAUCAGCAGUGCCUGGCUCAAGCAGAGGAGCCUUUAGAGGGGUCAAGGUGCUGGCCAGAGCCUGCAGGUGAUGUUUUCCUCCUGCCACCUGGGACCAUCAGGUGGGCUCCUUAUCAGAGUACAAGCAGAGGGAAGCUGGUUUCCUGUGGUCUUCCAAAGUGAUCUUGAAUUAGGGUUUCUUCCAGUGAGGAAUUCUGGCUUUCUAAAGAAGAGCUGCUUACUUGUUUCCCAAAUACAAAUGGGGACCAGGCAGAGAAUUUGGCCCUGGACAGUGACCCUUCUCUCCAUUUGUCUCUGCAACAGUAACUAUGACCUGAACUACAAAUUGCACAGAGAAGAUGUCCCUUACAGGGUGUAUGAAUAUCAGAGGAUUCCUCCACUUAUCAACCAGGUGCCUGCCAAGAUCCGCAGGACCCAUGUGGGCCUGGGAAUCAAGAGCAGCUGCAACCCACACAAGGCCUCCAGGAAUAGCCAUCUGGCCCCCAGGCAGAUGAAACCAGUCCCAACUGAAGAGCUGCACUCCAUCAGGAGGGCACUGAGUCAGAUCAAAGCCCAGGUGGACAGCCUGUUGGAGAGUCUUGAGCACAUGGAUCAGCAGGACGACCAGCCUGAAGGUCAGGUAUCCAAUAGGCCCAGGCCACACUCUAAGCAGGCCCAGCUUUUCCUGUUCCUGAACUUGCCAGAGCACCAAGGGUCUUGCCUUGUGCUCUCCCUGACUACAGGCCUCCCCUACCCAGAACACACCUCUCCUCCACUCCCUCUGGCUGUUCGUCUCUUGUGGCUUCUGGGUUGUCCCAUUACCUUUGCUCACUUAGCACCUCUCUAGAGCCAGAGCAGUGUCCCUACUUAUCCACCUCUUGCUCUCUGGAGUCCUAGAGGCCUGAGAUCACUGUUGGGCCCCUGAUGGAGUCAGCUAGGGCCUCCA